GCUGCAGUCACGUGUUCAAUGCGGGUAUUAACAUGUUGUUAUCGGUUCCUAACAAAUAAAAAAUUGUAACCGACAGUGAAAUACACUUUUCAUUAUGGAAAUUGUUGUUGCAAUGGUGACAGACGUAUUCAGUAACUCUGCGAAUAAUUUCUGCCGAGAAACCGAGUGAAACAACGUAUCAUCACCAGUGCAGUCCUCAUAAAUAUUCGUGGUUGUGUCUAACCUAAAAAAUGUCGAGUUUAAACAAAAAUUUCAGUGAUAUUGAUCUCGAUGAUCCGAGAUACCGAAUCAAGCCUUACCAACAGAUGCUUGCAUCCUGUACUGGUGCAUUGAUAACCUCUCUCAUGGUUACACCUCUGGAUGUGGUCAAGACGAGACUGCAGGCCCAACAGAAAGCCAUGCUCUCGAACAAGUGUUUUUUGUACUGCAAUGGGUUGAUGGAUCAUUUGUGUUCAUGCAAUGGAAAGCUGCCGAACUGGAUGAGGGAGAAUGGAAAAUUUAAUGGAACUUUGGAUGCUUUCGUGAAGAUUGGACGGAGUGAAGGGGUUUUCUCACUGUGGAGUGGCCUGAGUCCUACUCUCGUGCUUGCUGUACCUGCUACAAUAGUCUAUUUUGUCUCUUACGAACAACUUAGGUUGCAUUUGAAGGACAACUACAACAGAAGAUUUCCAAAAAAAGAACCCCCACAUGAUCAACCAGCCUGGAUACCUGUGAUAGCUGGUGCAACAGCACGUGUCUGGGCGGCAACACUAGUCAGUCCUCUGGAACUGAUCAGAACAAAAAUGCAAUCACAAAAGCUCAGUUAUUCAGAAAUGGGACAGGCCUUGAAAACGGUCGUUGAAUACAGUGGAAUACCCGGACUUUGGAUGGGCCUCAGCUCCACUCUACUUCGCGACGUACCUUUCAGUGCUAUUUACUGGUUCAAUUAUGAAACCAUUAAGAGCUGGUUUCCCUCCGCCCAACACACAUUCACAUUUAACCUUGCUGCCGGUGCUACAGCUGGGUCUGUCGCAGCAUUGAUAACUCUUCCCUUCGACGUUGUUAAAACACAUCGGCAAAUUGAAAUGGGUGAACGUGAAAUUUAUAACAGCAAUCCCGAACGCAGUGGCAAGACCGCCAAUGUGCUAAAACGAAUCUAUCAACAAAACGGAAUUCGUGGCCUCUACACAGGACUAAUCCCGCGUUUAGUCAAAGUCGCCCCUGCCUGCGCUAUAAUGAUUGCGACUUUCGAGCACGGCAAACGCUUCUUCUCGGCUUACAACCGUUCCCUCGAUCACCAAAAUGACGUCCAUUUCAUUGGACACAAGAGCAGGGAUCUUAAGUGACAAAAUUUUCAAGACUGUCGAAUAUAGUGCUGAAGAUGUAAUUGUACAUAAUCCGUGAAAUGAAUAAAAUGACGAUUUAUUUAUGUAAAA
Messenger RNA from Diachasmimorpha longicaudata, 1415 nucleotides. RefSeq names its product probable mitochondrial glutathione transporter SLC25A40. The record is from RefSeq and is a predicted model, not a curated record. Bases 231 to 1325 code for a protein of 364 amino acids. Gene Ontology annotation, cellular component: mitochondrion. Gene Ontology annotation, biological process: mitochondrial transmembrane transport. The transcript has 7 exons. Lineage: Eukaryota; Metazoa; Arthropoda; Insecta; Hymenoptera; Braconidae.